UCACUCCUAAAAGCACAUGGCGACGAGCGGUGAGGUGUGGGGCUGAGGCAGAGCAACAGGUGGCCCCCGCCAGCCUGUCUGCCUUGUUCUGUGCAUUCAUCCUUCCUCCUUUUCACUCACGCUAUUCAGAUCGCAUUACAUUGAGGAACACUAGUAAGGACAUGAGGAGCACCAUGGAAGAUACAUCACCCAGACUGACUCCGCCCCCCAAGCCAGCUGUCCUGGAGGUCAGCACUCCCAAGCAUGCUGUGUCAGAAGUGUCACUUAUGUGUGAUAGUCACAGCAGCUUCACUUGGCAGGCACUGCAACAAAAUCCUGGCUCCUCCAACACCUCAAGCCAACCCAAGAGUAACACAAAAAUGGUAAGGAUCACAUCUGGUGGUCAGGAAGUCACCCAAGGUACAACAAGAUGGCCACAGCCACAGCCAACACAGGAGUUCCUUUGCAACAUCCCAAGAGUUGCUCCAUCACAACCUGUAGUGAAGGGCAAAGGUCACUCUAGAUCCAUUGUCACUCCAAGAUCUAUGCCAUCUCACAGAGUUAUCCUGGAAGAGAGGGAGAACAAGGGACUCCAGAACACAGCCUCACCAUCUUAUUCCAAUCAUCCUAUCCAGCUUGCCAGGGAAUACAAUCCUCAGCUGUAUAGUCCUGUCACUCAUUGUACUGCUAAUAGCACUACAGAGGCUCAGGAAGAGCCUCUGCAGACAGACAGCUCUGUAGGGAAAUUAUUGAUUCCCAGCAAGCAGAGGUUUUCCCCAGCCAGCACUGUCUCUCAUCCUUUGAGAAUGCAUCAAGAACCUCUUCUUAUAGUUCCCCCUGCCAGAAUUGUUAGACAUGAUCUUGUAAGUGCUUGUACUAACAUUGUGCCUUCAGUCACUGAGAAUGUUCAGCAGAACAGACCUGCAGAUAUUACCAUAUCUCCUCACAUCCUACCUCAUAGUUCAGACAUGAAAGAUUCUGCUGAGGGUGAUAGCAGCAACAACAUGCUACACACCUUCCCGUCAAGCACAAGCACCAGCACAGCACAGACUAACACAUUCACAUCACCAUAUCCUCCUGUAAGCCUCAACAUCAUUCCCAGGACCACCACCACAGUGCCUUUGACACCACUCACCAAUACCCACAAGAAUGCCAUUCUUAUCAAUGAGUCUUUGCCACAUUUUCAACAAACAAGGCCACCCUCUCAUUACCAAGGUCUCUGUGGAAACAAGGAUUGGUCUUCUCCAGCCUCAUCAUCCGUCCCUGUCCCAUCUACCAGCCCCUACAUCACCCAGGGUCCUGAAUAUCCACAGGGGCAGCCUGGGGGCCAUCCAGAUAACCAUUACUCACCAGUGCUCCCAGCAGUCAGACUUCCUUAUAGUCCAGCAGACCCUGUUGUGUACAGGCUCAUUGAAGACCAGAAACAGCAAAUCUUAAAGCUAACUUUAGACCUCCAGAAGAUUAUGGAAAGACAAGCCAAGCAGGAAAAGGAGGAAGGCAAAGGAACACUAACAACAAACUGCCAGGGAAGAAUGAUGCAAAAGCAAAAUGUUUUACAUCAAGAUGCAGCCACACAGACAGAAGAUACACAACAGCUGGCAGUUCAGACUGUGGCAGUUAAUACUGAUAUAUCCUGGCCAGAGUUGAUUGGUUCAGUCAAGCAUCAGGAGAAGGAGAAAGAGGAGGAGGAUAUACCUGCAUACCCAAGACAUUCAAGGGUACCAGGGCAGGAGGCUUGGCUGAGAGACAUAAGUGAUGGUCAAGAAUCUUUUUCCUUGCACCACCAUCAUAGACAGCCAAGGGACAAUGGUGAGUCAGCCUCAGAGAUGACUCCAAAAGACUCACAAGAGGACAGUGAGUUGCCAAACACCCAAGAGUGGGAUCAAGCUAGGCCAGCACCACUGUCUCCCAUUGCUCCCACCAACAGUGGCUUCACUAGGGUGAAUGCAGGAGAUGGGUGGCAGGAAGCUGUGGUUGGGAUGGACUCUGGUACCCCUUUUGUCCCUUCCUCCAUCCCACCACACACAGGCACCACGUUCUACCACAAUGUUUUGACUAACAUUCAGCAGAUCCUUCACACCAGUCCUGCACAAGGGAAGCAACAGCAACAUCAUGAGCACCACCACCACCACCACCAGCAACGACAUGAUCAGCAUCACCAUCAUCAACCAGUCACAACUUCCUUACAGCAGCAGGGCAUGGCAGCAAGGGACAGCCCAGGGGAGGCCACCACACCAGAUCCCCAGAUAGAGGCAGUGAGACAACAGCUGGUCAGCUUUGGCAUCAGCUUCCUGGACCCUGCCACCCUCACCCCCAGCAGCAGGCCUCUUGUGGAUAGCCUAUACCUCCCAGGUCUUCACAAUGCUGUGUCACUGUUCCAGAGUAGCAUCAGCACACACAUUCAUCAUGCAAGUGAUGCCACAGCUGCUAAAUACCUCACAGACUCACAGCUUGCAGCCAUUGCAGCAGCUUCUCCUGCAAUGAAAAAAGCAAGUAAUGGAAGUACAGACCAACCUGGCUCAGCCCUGCCUCUCUCAGUGCCUCCAAUACACCAACAACACAAUCAACUUUAUAGCCUUGGUGUGGAAGAUGAAAACAGCAAUUGUGUUUCUAUGACUACCAGGAAGUUCCUCAAGAAGUAUGGCCUGCAGGAGGACUGACAGGAUGAUAUGCUGGUUGACUUACUGAUGUGUAGCCAUCAAUUUACUGAGUGUUUGAUUAAAAGAUAUUUUUGUUUGAAUGAUCAGAUAAGUGAAUGGUGUAAGAAAACUGGCUGAUUUACUAAUUAAGUGAUUGUCUUUCAGUGUUUAACUGAUAUAAAGAUUUCCAAUUAACUUAUAAACUAAAUGGUGAAAGGAGGACUUGACUGAUUGAUGAAUUGGUUUACUGGCUCAGAGUUUCCAGCAGACUAGUGUUGAUGCAGAACUAAGUGAGAGGUGUACUCAUAAAUCUAAUCAGUUUACUGACUCACUGAAUUAUUUAUUUCCAACAUUGUUCCAACAUUUAUUUUGCAUCCUAAGUGUCUGUUUCUUUGUCUGGGCCAACCUGUGUGUGACUGUCAGCCAUAUAUAUAUAUAUAUAUAUAUAUAUAUAUAUAUAUAUAUAUAUAUAUAUAUAUAUAUAUAUAUAUAUAUAUAUAUAUAUAUAUAUAUAUAUAUAUAUAUUAUUGAUGGGAUUUCAUUUUCACAUAAGAAGCAUGUUUAUGCUGUCAUGUAUACCAUGGAUUUUGAAAGGGUGUCUAUGCAAAUAACUGUUUCUGAAAUAUGUCACAAGACUAUCAAUCAGUACAAAUAUGAACAUAAAACAAUACUAUAGAAACAUGAUAAGAAAUGUAUUUGAUGUUUUCUUGAGUGUAUUUAAAGUCAUUUUGCCCUGGCAUUCCUUACUGCAGGGAGGAAAGGGAAGUGUGCUAUUUAUUUUUUUCUCUCAAAUGAUUUAAAAGUACAUUACAUUCUGCUGUGCUCUUUAUUCACAAAAAUUCUCGAGUUACUCAUAAUUUUGUGAUAAAAAAGUGAGACAACAAUGCAAUACCUUUUUUAGUGUAAAAUUUACUUGCAACAUGUACCUCUCUACUUGUUUCUGUAAGAAAUACCAUGGCAAUUUUUUGCUUUUAUUGCAUAUUUAAUACACUCAGGUGACAGAUUAAUGGAUAGUCACCCAUUAAGAAAUUUCUAAGCAUAUCUUGAAAAACAAGCACCAGCUUGGGAGGAGUUAGUCACAUGCAGUGCUGCCUGGCUUGUUACUCUGCUAGUCAUUAGGUUCAAGUAAAAUAUUCCAACUCUACUUGCAAGCCUUAAUUCAGCUUUCUUUAUUUUAUGAAGGAAUAAUAUAUUACAUGAAAUGUGUUGAAGAACAUGAGAUGAUCUUAAAA
Messenger RNA from Scylla paramamosain (green mud crab), 3850 nucleotides. RefSeq lists its product as uncharacterized. NCBI's taxonomy places the organism in Eukaryota, Metazoa, Arthropoda, Malacostraca, Decapoda, Portunidae. The record is from RefSeq and is a predicted model, not a curated record. The coding region runs from base 162 to 2639 and encodes 825 amino acids. The transcript is spliced from 8 exons.